CCCGUUGACUCCCACAUGGUGGUAACGAAGUCGAAGACGGUCAGCUUCUAUCCGACCGACUUUGCCAUGGCCUACAUUGAGAAGCUGAAGUCCAGGAAGGCCGAGGGACACGAACCGAAGAAGAAGGUCAAGAAGAUUCUAGAUCCCGAAGUCAUGGAUGACUGUGGCGAGGACCUCGGAGAGCUCAACUAUCUACGGAACGAGGAGGUGUGCUGGUGGGAGAUGCCGGGCAACGAGGAAAUGGAGCUCUACCAAUAUCUGAAGGAGGAGCGACCCUUUGUGUUGGUGAUGGCUCCUCAAUGUACUGGCACAGCUGGAUGGUGCACGGUCAACGAGUGGAUCGGCAGCGAGGUGCACCGUCGCAAUGCGGAGGUCUCUUUCAGGCUAGGACAGAUUUGUGCGAAGGCGGCUCACAUUCAGCUGGACGGAGGACGCCACUACGUCAAUGAGUUGCCGGGGGGAAGCCGUAUUUAUCGAACUCCAGAAUGGAUGGGUCUGGCCCGGAAGAAUCUUACGUGGGUUCAGUUCAACAUGUGUAUGCUGGGGCUCGUCAACUCGAAGAAGGAGCCUUUGAGUAAGCCGGAGGAGGUAUGGGCGAGUCACGAG
This is a messenger RNA of Prorocentrum cordatum, 606 nucleotides long. Lineage: Eukaryota; Dinophyceae; Prorocentrales; Prorocentraceae. The record is from the annotation of a GenBank genome assembly.